AUGGCUACCGACCUAAAUCAAAGGCCAAACCUUUUUAAAAAGGAGGUGACUGAUGUGCCGAACUUCAUCAUCCCUGAGAGCCUUGAUACUUUGAGCAACCUAUGGGCUAAAGCAAAGAUAUCGCCUAUCCAUGAGCUUGAGCAGGGCUAUCUUGGUUCCGGGAGCAAGGUCACGCAAACACAGUACCUGGCUCUCAGGAUCAUCCGUUCGUCCUCUAUUCGAAAACCAGAAUAUAUUAAAAGGUCCUCGAAGAGGUUUGGCCUUGACAAAAUUUGGAACGAUGCCACCGAUCGUGUGGCUCGGUCAACGGAGUACAAAGCUUAUUUACAGCUAAUCCGCAUGGGAAUAUCCGUUAUCGAUCUUGCAAGUGACCACCCGUCGUAUUCUGGCUCUUUCAAGCCAGUCAAGCGAGUUCAAGAACAGAUUGCAGCUGUCCAGGAUGUGGAUAUCCCACCUGAGCAUAGAUAUCGGCAAUGGAACCAGCAGCUGUACAAAGUCGCAAAAUCGGAUACAAGGAAAGAAAAGGGAAAAAUGGCUAAGUUGAGACCAUCAUUUGCAUUGAAAUUAUCCUCGAGGAAACCGUCACAGAGAGACUCAGCCCGCAACGCAAAAGAACUCAUCAGUGCUCAGGUGUCAGAACAGUCCGAAGGGCCCCCGAUACCCGAAUCCGCAGUUGAAGUAGAUGAGCCAUAUGUCGACAAAUACUACGAGGCCUUAUAUGAGACAACGCCCAGUUCAGCUUUGAUACUUUUGCUCCAGGGAGUUUCGGAGUUGGUGGAAGGUACUGGUCUUGAGUGGACUUUUGAUCAUAUCCAUCUGAAGGCUUCCUUUGAUAGAGGGUCCUUCAACGCGUGGACUGAUGGUGCAUUUCAAACCAGAGGCGGCAAAGAUAUUCUCGCAAUUGUUGAAGUCAAGAAGAAGCCCAGGGAAAGAAAGGAAAUGGAAAUCCUCAUGCAGGAGGGGGCCGAAAUGGUGGCCUGGUUGAUGAGAGAAAAUGGGCGUCUUCCAGACUUGAAUGGGCACCGCGUUUUGAUUUCCCAGGAUUGCGACAAGAUUUGGGUCACCUUCGCAAUCUGUCACCCCGAUUAUAUCGAGUACAUUAAGAGGAAAGGAAAGAUCACUGACAAUACUUUUUUGAAGAUGCAGACCUUUGGGCCAUUCGAUGUCAACAAUGUUAAGCAUAUGGAUAUUUUAGCUGUUCUCAUCACUGCUAUCACUCUCAAGGCUUGA
Talaromyces amestolkiae is the source of this 1230-nucleotide messenger RNA. RefSeq lists its product as uncharacterized. NCBI's taxonomy places the organism in Eukaryota, Fungi, Ascomycota, Eurotiomycetes, Eurotiales, Trichocomaceae. Bases 1 to 1230 code for a protein of 409 amino acids. The transcript has 2 exons. The record is from RefSeq and is a predicted model, not a curated record.